Messenger RNA from Oncorhynchus nerka (sockeye salmon), 4961 nucleotides. Its product is annotated as serine/threonine-protein kinase PRP4 homolog. The transcript has 15 exons. Gene Ontology annotation, molecular function: ATP binding; protein serine/threonine kinase activity. Lineage: Eukaryota; Metazoa; Chordata; Actinopteri; Salmoniformes; Salmonidae. The coding region runs from base 49 to 3105 and encodes 1018 amino acids. The record is from RefSeq and is a predicted model, not a curated record. Gene Ontology annotation, biological process: peptidyl-serine phosphorylation; mRNA cis splicing, via spliceosome; peptidyl-threonine phosphorylation.
UGUACUGUGUACAAUACAUUGAAGGAAGAAACACCCCGGCUGAGGAAAAUGGCCGAUGUAGAGAUGGAUAUCGCGUCUAGCAGAAUGAAUAACGGAAACGAGCACGUGAAAGAAGAUUUGGAGAGCCAAGACAAGAGUGGGAGUGAGGAGGAGAGUGGUGAGAAUUCAGAAGAAGAAGAGCGGGAGGAGAAAGAAGUCGGGGAGGGGGAAGUAGAAACUAACGGUGAAAAGACAGCGAAGGUGUCCAAACAUCACAGCAGUGGCAGCAAACACAAGAAGAAGAAACACAAACACCGCAGCAAGCACAAAAAACACAAGCACCCGUCCGAAGAGGACAAGGACCGAAAGCGCAAACAUCGACACAAACACAAGAAACACAAACGUAAAGAUGGCUCCUCUUCUUCCGCCCCUGGCAUCAACAGCGCCUCCAGCCAGAGAAAGACUCACAUCUCCCCUUCAUCUGACGACAAGGCCUUAUUGGAGGAGUUGGAGAAACAGCGGGCCAUGAUUAAAGCUGAGCUGGACAGCCAGGUGAUGGAGGGGGGUAAGGUGCAGUCAGGCAUGGGCCUCAUCCUACAGGGUUAUAACUCUGGCUCUGAGGAGGGAGACGGAGAGGGCAGGGUCCGGAACGGGGAGCAGCGUCAAAAGGGCAGUAUGGGGAAACCCCCCUCCCCCAGGGGUAGGAGUGGUAAAGCCAGACGGGACUCCACAGAAGCCAGCAAGUCCAGCUCUAAGCGCCACAGUCGGAGCAAGUCCAAGGAGAGGACAGGCAAGGAAUCCAAGUCGGACAAAACAACCAAAGGCAGCAAAGAUGUGGCCGCCAAAGGCCGUGGCCGCAGCAAAUCAAAAGAGAGGAAGCGUUCCCAAAGCGGGGGCAGGUCCAAAGAGAGAAACAAGAAGUCUCCUUCCCCCUCCAGCAGGAGGGCAGAGCAGAGGAGCGGCCGCUCAGACAAACGCUCUUCGCCCCAGCCUGACGACAGACCAAACACGGAGCGUGGCAGCCGGAGGUCCAGAUCACGGGAGCGUCCAGGGCGGUCGGAGUCAGAAAGAGAGCGAGACAAGAGGCCGACAAAGUCACCUUCCAAGGAUGCUUCGUCAGGGAAAGAGAACCGCUCUCCCCACAGGCGAGGAGGAGGAGUGGCCAUUAGCCCCUCGAGGAGACGCAGCGCCUCCCCACGUCCCACCAGAGACUCCCAGCAGGCAUCUGCUUCAGCUUCCACCUCCAAACAGGGCUCUCCUUCCAGAUCAGCCAGGUCCCCAGCAAGGAGAGGCCGCAGUCGCUCCCCAGAUGCCAGGAGGAGGGAUGCUGACAGACAGGGCUCCUCACCACUCCGAAAGCGAAUACGCCCAGAAGCAGGGCCAGGGGGUAGAGCGAGGUCACGGGAGACCAGCCCCAGAGGUGCUCCCCAACGUCGCAGGAUGAGCCGCUCACCCUUCAGAAGAAGGUCCCCCUCGCCCUUCCGGAGACGGAGCAGGUCUCCAAUGAGACGCAGGUCGCCGGAAAGAGACAGAUACGGCCGUCUCAGACAGUACGGCCGGCGCUCCAACUCCCGGGACCGGGACAGGAGGAGGAGACAUGGCCGGGACGAGGACAAGUUCAAGGGCAGCCUCUCUGAGGGCAUGAAGGCCGACAAGGAGUCCUCCGAGGAGGAAGUGCUUGAGGACUUUGAUGGUGAGGAGGUGGAUGAAGAGGCCAUCAUAGAGCAGCGCCGGCAGCAGCGACUGGCUAUCGUCCAGAAAUACCGUGGCGGCAACGAGGACAGCAUGGCGUCCAUGGCGUCGGAGCCCAGCAGCCCGCAGAGCAGCACACGGAGCCGCUCGCCCUCGCCAGACGACAUCCUGGAGCGUGUGGCGGCCGACGUCAAGGAGUACGAGCUGGAGAAUCUGGACACGUUUGAGGAGAACAUCAAGGCCAAGCAAGGCCUCAUCACGCAGGAGAAGGAUGGACCCAAAAAGCCCUCGGCCCCUGAUAUGUUUACGGAGUCGGACGUCAUGUUUGAAGCAGCCAUUGAUAGUGCCAGGAUGAGAGCAGCAGGUGUUGGGGGGAAGGACUUCAAAGAGAACCCCAACCUCCGGGACAACUGGACCGAUGCAGAGGGUUACUACCGCGUGAACAUCGGGGAGACGCUGGACAAGCGUUACGACGUGUACGGUUACACAGGCCAGGGAAUGUUCAGCAACGUGAUCAGGGGCAGGGACACGGCCCGCGCCGGACAGGAUGUGGCCGUCAAGAUCAUCCGCAACAACGAGCUCAUGCAGAAGACUGGCCUGAAGGAGCUGGAGUUCCUCAAGAGGCUCAACGACGCCGACCCAGACGACAAGUUCCACUGCUUGCGCCUCUUCAGACACUUCUACCACAAGCAGCACCUGUGUCUGGUGUUCGAGCCCCUCAGUAUGAACCUGCGCGAGGUGCUGAAGAAGUACGGUAAGGACGUGGGCCUUCACAUCAAGGCUGUCCGCUCCUACACCCAGCAGCUCUUCCUGGCACUCAAACUCCUCAAACGUUGCAGCAUCCUCCACGCUGACAUCAAGCCUGACAACAUCCUGGUGAACGAGUCGAAGACCAUCUUGAAACUCUGCGAUUUUGGCUCGGCGUCCCAUGUUGCAGACAAUGACAUCACGCCGUACCUCGUCAGCAGAUUCUACAGAGCUCCAGAAAUCAUCAUUGGGAAGCCGUACGACUACAGCAUAGACAUGUGGUCAGUGGGCUGCACGCUGUACGAACUCUACACCGGCAAGAUCCUUUUCCCUGGCUCCUCCAACAACCACAUGAUCAAACUGGCCAUGGACCUCAAGGGCAAGAUGCCCAACAAGAUGAUCCGGAAAGGCCUGUUCAAAGACCAGCACUUUGAUCAGAACCUCAACUUCCUCUACAUUGAAGUAGACAAAGUGACCGAAAGGGAGAAGGUAACCGUGAUGAGCACAAUCAACCCCACCAAGGACCUGCUGUGUGACAUGGUGGGUGGCCAGCGGCUGCCCGAGGAGCAGAGGAAGAAGGUCCUAGUCCUAAAAGACCUGAUCGACGGCACGUUGAUGCUGGACCCUGCCAAACGCAUUAGCAUCAACCAGGCCCUGCAGCACCCCUUCAUCCAGGAGAAGAUCUGAACUCAGACCAGUCCAACAAUCAACCAGGCCCUGCAGCUCCCCUUGAUCCAGGAGAAGAUCUGAACUCAGACCAGCCCAACCAUCAACCAGGCCCUGCAGCUCCCCUUGAUCCAGGAGAAGAUCUGAACUCAGACCAGCCCAACCAUCAACCAGGCCCUGUAGCACCCCUUGAUCCAGGAGAAGAUCUGAACUCAGACCAGCCCAACCAUCAGCCAGGCCCUGCAGCACCCCCUUCAUCCAGGAGAAGAUCUGACCUCAAACCAGCCCAACCAUCAACCAGACCAGCCUUGCCAGGUAGAAAUACAAGACGCCCCAUUGAGAAUGUUAUGGAUAAAUUGUUUCCCCUAUUUUGAUUAUGAUGGGUACGAUAACCUGGUAUGUUUUAAUUGUAAAUAAGUAAAAUAGACAUUCAUGAAGAAGAAAAAAUAAUUUUGAUUUAUCAUAAACCCCACCCCCCUCCGGCAGUGAUGCAGCAGUUAUGGACUAUUUCUAUUUAGCUGGCAUUGAAGUGAAUGACAUUAAAAUAAUAAAAUUAUUGUAAACAUGUCUAAUGCAUUGUCGAAGUAUCUGAGUGUAGGUCGGUUUAGAAAUGUGUGUUGUGUACUAGUCGCAUCAAGGAGAUGCAUCAUCUUCAACGGUAAAAAUUUUAAUGAUCACCAACAUUGCUCAUUCUGCGACUGUGCAUGCUUUUGAAUGUGCACCCCUUCGUUGUGCUCUAGAUGUGUCUAGCAUAAGCCUGUGUACUGUUAAUGCUCUCUGUAACCAGGUUUCCAGCCAACCUUUUUAUGCGAGGAAAGUACACGUUAGAUACAAAAAUGUCAAGACAGGCCGCCUGAUGGAAACGGCACGUUUUGUUGGUGAACUUUCCAAAAUGUCUGCAAAAUAAAACACCAGACAGGGUGGGAUGUUUUUGUCAGUAAAAUUCAUUACGCGAGAAAUGGCAGAAACGUUUUUGUUUGAUGCUCCUUUCCUAAUAAAUAUAGAGGGUCUUAUUCUGGUGACAUGAUUGAUGCUUGACUGCCGUUUGACAAAUACAAAUAAUCUCACUUUUAUCCAUAAUAAUCUCAUGUCGGUAGCCUAACCGCACUGUAUCUGCAAGCUGUUGGCUAAAGCACAUGUACUAAGACCAGAGCGGGUACUUUCUAUAUAUAAAGCAACUUUUGUUGUGCCGAAAACCAUCUGUGGAGUUGAAAAUGUGAUGGAAACCAAUUGAACUUAUUCUGUACAUUUAAAUGAACUGCGCUACACCACGUUCAGCCUUUUAUCUGUCAUUUUGAUGGAAAUAUCUCUGGUGGGGAAAUGUGCAUAUUGUUUUUGUGGAUUUUAGAAUAUUCACCAAUUGGAUGGUAACCUAGUGUGUGUGCGUAGCAGCAUUGAUGUCCCACAUGAUGGCACCACAAACCCCAUUUCACAGGUCCCAGGCCUGUGCUUAAGGAAUGGACUCAACAGUAGUACUGUACUCCCCUCGAACAAUAAGACCGUUCCAUUUCAAGGUCGGUCAUUGUGUUAUUUUACAGAACAGAGCAGCCCCACUGACUCCAACGGUUUCACAUAUUUCCUCCUCUCUCUCUGACACGGUCCUGGCUAUAGGCUCUCAGAUUUAAGUGCCUCCUGUAUGAGCCUUAUGUGUAGAACACAGAACAAUGCCGGCCUGUGAAAGCCACCACCUCGUUCUCCUCCCAUGUUGUAUAUAUUCCAUUGUUGCCACAGUCUUUCUCCAUGUUAAAGAUUUUCAUGUUUGAUUUGUUUCUUUUCUCAUUGAGGGAAAAAAUAUUGUGAUUUAAGCAAAGAACUGAGAUGUGAAAGAGCACCUUCAGUGCACCACCACUUUUAGUAAUAAAAUAUUUCCUAUUCAA